AUGGAGCCAGACAUCAUUCGAAUGUACUCUUCAUCCCCAAUACCUCUAGACAAUGGAGCAGAGGAUGAUGAUGAAUUUGGGGAAUUCAGUGGAUUUUCAGAAGUCAGCCCUUUUGGCAUAGGGUUUGUUGAUUUUGAUACACCGGAUUAUACUCGUCCCAAGGAAGAGUUUGUAUCUUCAAACCAUUUUAUGCCAAUUCAUGAUUUCUCAGAAAACGUAGAUAGCCUUACAAGCUUUAAGUCCAUUUAAAAUGGUAAUGAUAAGGACAUCACUGCUGAACUUUCUACUCCUGUGAAAGCACAGUCUGAUAUUUUACUUUGUACCACCAGCAAAGAAAUUAUUUCAUCUAAAACUUUAGAUACUUCUACUGAUGGCAUGGAAGGUCCAGGAGAUUUAAACAAAGUAAUAGAGCAGAGACAGAAUGUUGAAACACCUGAAAGUUUCUCUCCAGCAGAUUUUAGAACUGUUAUGAACAUUGUUCAUCAAAACAAGCAGUUAGAGAACUGCAAUGGUGAAAAGCCUCCUUGUCUGGAGAUUCUAACAAAUGGGUUUGCAGGGUUGGAAACUGUAAAUCCUCAGGGAACAGAUGAUCUGGACAAUGUAGCUGAUUCAAAGGGACGAAAGCCUUUGAGCACUCAUAGCACUGAGUAUAAUUUAGACUUUGCAUCUAGUCCUGCUGGAGAAUUUGCAGAUUUUGCCACAUUUUCCAAAAAGGAAAGGAUACAACUAGAAGAAAUAAGAUGUGUAGUUUUAAAUGAGAGAGAUGUUCUAACCAUUCAGGAAAACAACAAAGUUAACAGAGUCAAUGAACUGAAUUCUGUAAAAGAAAUGUCUUUGCUUAAAAGUUUUGAUGAUAAAGGAGAUACUGAUGGUGAGGAUCAGGUGUGUGUUUCAGAAAUAAGCAUAGCAACUAACAGAAGUUUCAGUGUUGAAAAACAAAGCCUUGCAAUGCUACAACAGGAUGAUUUUUUAAAUUCAAGCAAUCAGUCAAAGGUUUGGAGUUUGGUAGAUUCAGCUGAUAAUUCAGAAGCCAUUAGGAGAGAAUAAUGUAAAACUGAGGAAAAACUACAUUUAGUUACUUCAAAAUAUGCUGACCUAUGCAUGGAUUCUAUUAAAACUUUUGAUGCUGAUGAAGUUGGUUCUUCCAAAGAAGAAGGUAGAAAGUUUACUAAUUCCCAAAACUCAAACAUUGGUCCUACAGAAGAGAAUGUUUUGGAUGAUUCCAUAAGUGUAAAAAAUGGUGAUAGUAGUAAUGAAUUUGUGACUUGCAAUGAUACCAAUGAGGAUGAUUUUGGUGACUUUGGCACAGCCAGUGGCACCACUCCACCUUUCAUCACUGGUACUCAAGAUUCAAUGAGUGAUAUCACUUUUGAAGAGUCCUCAGAGCACUUUCCAUAUUCUAGUGAACCAGGUGAUGACUUUGGAGAAUUUGGGGAUACAAAUGCUGUUUCUUGCCUGGAGGAAGUGAUAUUUACUGAUUCAGACAUGAAGCAGACUUCUGAUAGUUUAUCAGAGGAAUGUCAGUUGGCAAGAAAGUCUAGUGGAACAGGCACUGGACCUAUUUCAAAACUGAAAAAUGGGCAAGAUAGUGAGUUUGGAGAUUUUGAUUCAGUGCCAAAUAUUCAAGAUGACUGCAGUGCUUUUCAAGACUCUGAUGACUUUGCAGACUUCAGUUCAGCUGGUCCUAGCCAACUUGUAGAUUGGAAUGCUUUUGGGGAUGUACAAAAAGAUGGUUGUUCCUGGGCUGCUUUUGGAGAUCAGCAGGCUACUGAAGCUUAUCAUCGAAAGGAAGUCUGGCAGUCACAUAGGACAGAUGAAAAUGUUGAUACUCCAGGAACCCCCAAGAUGCACAAUAUCCCUUCAGCAACUUCCAAAGGAGCAGUUGCUAGUGGUCAUUUACAGGAAUCAGCCACUUCCAUUCAGGGCAUGUUAGAGCCCACCAAGGAACCAUUGAAACCACUCUCUGCUGCAGAAAAAAUUGCUUCCAUUGUUCAAACAACCACCUUGACACCAGAGAUGAACACAUGUACAUCUGAUCAAUUUCAGGAGUCUCUACCACCCGUCCAGUUUGACUGGAGUAGCAGUGGCCUUACUAACCCGUUAGAUGGUGUGGAUCCAGAGUUGUAUGAAUUAACAACACCUAAGCUGGAAAUCUCCACCUCAAGCCUCAAAGUGACUGAUGCGUUUGCAAGACUCAUGUCCACAGUAGAGAAGACAAGCACAUCUACCAGGAAACCAAAAAGAGAAGAGCACUUGAGUGAAGAAGCUAUCAAGGUGAUCGCCAGCCUACCUGACUUGACAUUCAUGCAUGCCAAGGUGUUGAUGUUCCCAGCCACAUUAACACCUUCCACUGGCUCCCAGGAUCAAGCAGACUGAUAACUGACGUGAACUGGACAGUUUCAAAUGCUUUCUCUCCUCCUUCCUUCCCUACCAUCAAAAGCAUACCUGCUCUAAUUAAAGAAAAUUCAAGUUCAGCUGAUUUGUUGGUAAGCCGCACUAGAAAGUUAUACAUAGUAAUGUAUAUUUAUUUACAUACUGAAGUCCUAAAUUUAUAUUAGAAAAAAAUGUAAAUAAUUGGGGGUGAACAUUUUUGAAGAUUUAUUCUUUUUGUGUUGCUGGGGUGUAUACAUUUAUGUCUUUGUGAAAUACACUGGUGGU
This is a messenger RNA of Sciurus carolinensis (gray squirrel), 2658 nucleotides long. RefSeq names its product aftiphilin-like. Lineage: Eukaryota; Metazoa; Chordata; Mammalia; Rodentia; Sciuridae. The transcript has 3 exons. The record is from RefSeq and is a predicted model, not a curated record. Gene Ontology annotation, molecular function: clathrin binding. Gene Ontology annotation, biological process: intracellular transport. Gene Ontology annotation, cellular component: trans-Golgi network membrane; AP-1 adaptor complex.